CGGCUAAGUUUCCGUCACUCCCACCACUUUUUUGAUUGACCAAGGAAGAAGGAGAAGAAGAAGAAUCUAAAGAGAGCGAUGAAGCAUAUUUUCAAGAAGCUACACAGAGGUGGGAAUCAAGAGCAGCAGAAUCGAACCAACGAUGCAGCUCCUCCAUCCGAUCAAAAUCGGAAUCACGUUUCUGCUGCAAAUCCUCCUCAAGCAACUUCUUCUUCGGUUUCGGAGACGCUUCCGGUCACCGGAGCUACUUCUUCGAUGGCCUCUCCUUCUCCAACCGCUGCUUCGAACCGUGCGGAUUACAUGUCUUCCGAGGAGGAGUAUCAAGUUCAGUUAGCCCUAGCGAUCAGUGCUUCCAAUUCGCAGUCCAGUGAGGAUCCGGAGAAGCAUCAGAUCCGAGCGGCGACGCUUCUGAGCUUAGGAAGCCAUCAACGGAUGGAUUCAAGGAGGGAUUCAUCGGAGGUGGUGGCCCAGAGGUUAUCGAGACAGUACUGGGAAUAUGGCGUGCUUGACUAUGAAGAGAAAGUUGUCGAUAGUUUCUACGACGUGUACAGUCUAUCCACAGACUCCGCAAAGCAGGGAGAAAUGCCAUCGUUGGAAGAUCUUGAAAGCAAUCAUGGAACACCUGGCUUUGAAGCUGUAGUUGUAAAUCGACCCAUUGAUCCUUCCCUGCGUGAGUUGCUAGAGAUUUCAGAAUGCAUUGCAAUGGAUUGUCCUACUACCAGUGUUAGUGUGUUGGUACAGAGGCUGGCUGAACUUGUCACAGGGCAUAUGGGUGGAUCUGCGGAAGAUUCCAGUAUAGUAUUGGCAAAGUGGACUGACAAAAGCAGCGAGUUCAAGGCAGCAUUGAAUACUUGUGUAUUCCCUAUUGGAUUUGUAGAUAUUGGUAUCUCAAGGCAUCGUGCUCUGCUUUUCAAGGUUUUGGCAGAUAGUGUCGGGUUACCUUGUAGGUUGGUAAAAGGUAGCCACUACACAGGCAAUGAGGAUGAUGCUGUGAACACGAUAAGACUUGAAGAUGAAAGAGAGUACUUGGUUGAUCUUAUGACAGAUCCUGGGACGCUAAUACCUGCUGAUUUUGCAAGUGCUAGGGAUAAUACUGUUGAGCCAUAUAACUCAAAUGGAAACAAAUUUCCUACAGCUCAGUUGUCAAAGCUUUCAGAAGGUGAAGGCAGUAGUCAGAGUUCUUUGGCCGACAAUAGUUCUCCUUUGGGUAGAAGGACAGAGGCUGAAAAGACAGAUUCCUCAUACCCAAAGUUGGGACCACUUCGGAAUGUUGAUUUGAGCACUUCACCUUCUAGCGUAACUAGUUCUACUCAGUUGGAGAACAUUUCCUCAACAGCAAUUGCAAAAGGGAGUCGAGGAGCCAUAAAUGAUUGUUCAAGAACAAACAUGAAUAUAGUUCCAUACAAUCAGAACAGUGAGGAAGACCCAAAAAACCUUUUCGCAGACCUUAAUCCAUUUCAAAAUAAGGGAGCUGACAAGCUGUUUAUGCCCACUAAAUCAGGUUUGAAUAAUGUCGAUGAUUUUCAUCAACAGAAAAAUAAUCCUCUGGUUGGUAGAUCACCUGCACCAAUGAUGUGGAAGAAUUACAGCUGCAAUGAAGCCCCAAAGAGAAAGGAGAAUAGUUAUAUGGAAAAUCUUCUGCCGAAACUGCAACCUCGUUAUGGAAACACUCAUUCCUCACAUGCUACCUCAAGCUCCAAUGGAGCUGUUUCCUCAAAUGUGCCUUGCAGAGACAAUGUGACAUUUGUGUCACCGGUUGCUGCACCAUCAUCCUUCACAUCCACUGAAAAUUUCACACCAAGUAUAGCAGAAAAUAUGAACAGAAACACCAACAAUGAACUAGAUCUCCAGCCUAAUACUGCUGCUGUGGUACAUGGACACCAAAAGGAUGAAUCUCACAUCCAUGAUCAUAGAAAGUACACAAGUGAUGACAUAUCCACUGGGUGUGAUUCGAGGCUUAAGGAUCACGAAAGUACAAGUUCAUCUCUUGAUUCUACAUCCUACCGGAAUGAUCCUCAAGUUCUUGAUGAUGCAGAUGUUGGUGAAUGUGAAAUUCCUUGGAAUGAUCUUGUUAUUGGGGAGAGAAUAGGAUUAGGUUCCUAUGGAGAGGUCUAUCAUGCUGACUGGCAUGGCACGGAAGUUGCUGUCAAGAAAUUUUUGGACCAGGACUUCUCAGGUGCUGCUUUAGCCGAGUUCAGAAGCGAAGUACGCAUUAUGCGAAGAUUGCGUCAUCCAAAUGUUGUAUUCUUCCUUGGGGCUGUUACUCGUCCUCCAAAUCUUUCCAUCGUCACAGAGUUUCUGCCUAGAGGAAGCUUGUAUCGAAUCCUUCAUCGGCCCAAAUCUCACAUUGACGAGCGGCGCCGGAUUAAAAUGGCCCUUGACGUGGCAAUGGGGAUGAACUGCUUACACACCAGUACACCGACAAUUGUUCAUCGUGAUCUAAAAACACCAAACCUUUUGGUUGAUAACAACUGGAAUGUUAAGGUCGGUGAUUUUGGGUUGUCUCGCUUAAAGCACAAUACUUUUUUAUCCUCCAAAUCAACUGCUGGAACGCCCGAAUGGAUGGCUCCAGAAGUUCUACGCAAUGAGCCCUCAAAUGAAAAGUGUGAUGUGUACAGUUUCGGGGUAAUACUUUGGGAACUAGCAACAUUGAGAUUGCCAUGGCGAGGAAUGAACCCAAUGCAAGUAGUUGGAGCAGUUGGUUUCCAAAAUCGGCGGCUUGAGAUCCCCAAGGAACUUGAUCCUGUGGUGGGAAGGAUCAUCCUAGAAUGUUGGCAAACGGAUCCGAAUCUGAGGCCGUCCUUUGCUCAGCUGACGGAAGUGCUGAAGCCGUUGAACCGGCUUGGAACUCCAGUAAAUAUCAUUGUAGGUUCUCAUGUUUGGGUUGAAGACCCUGAAGUGGCUUGGAUUGAUGGCGAGGUUGAAAAAAUCAAUGGACAAGAAGUUGUCAUCCAAGCCACUAUUGGAAAGAAGGUCACUGCAAAGUUGUCAAAGAUAUACCCAAAAGAUGUGGAAGCUCCUGCUGGCGGUGUUGAUGACAUGACAAAGCUCUCUUACUUGCAUGAACCUGGUGUUCUUCAGAACUUGAAGAUCAGAUAUGAACUUAAUGAGAUCUAUACAUACACAGGAAACAUCCUUAUUGCAAUUAACCCGUUUCAACGAUUGCCUCACAUCUAUGAUGCCCAUAUGAUGCAACAAUACAAAGGAGCACCACUUGGAGAACUAAGUCCUCAUGUUUUUGCUGUUGCUGAUGUUGCAUACAGGGCCAUGAUUAAUGAGGGAAAAAGCAAUUCAAUUCUUGUAAGUGGUGAGAGCGGAGCAGGAAAAACUGAAACCACUAAGAUGCUUAUGAGGUACCUUGCAUACUUGGGUGGUCGUGCAGUUACAGAAGGACGGACUGUUGAACAACAAGUUCUUGAAUCAAAUCCUGUCCUUGAAGCCUUUGGGAACGCAAAAACUGUGAGGAAUAACAACUCAAGUCGCUUCGGUAAAUUUGUUGAAAUCCAAUUUGAUAAGCAAGGAAGAAUAUCUGGUGCUGCUAUAAGAACUUAUCUAUUAGAGAGGUCUCGUGUGUGCCAAAUUUCUGAUCCGGAGCGAAAUUACCACUGCUUCUAUCUUCUUUGUGCCGCACCGCAGGAGGUAAUCCAAGUGCUUGAGCUUGUCGGUAUAAGCGAUGCUCAUGAUUAUCUUGCGACAAGGAGAGCUAUGGAUAUUGUUGGAAUUAGCGAAAAGGAACAGGAAGCAAUUUUCAGGGUGGUUGCUGCAAUUCUUCAUAUAGGAAACAUCGAUUUUACUAAGGGAAAGGAAGUGGAUUCAUCAGUUCCCAAGGAUGAGAAGUCGAAAUUUCAUCUUAAAACAGCAGCAGAACUUCUCAUGUGUGAUUUAAAGGCACUUGAAGAUGCAUUAUGUAAACGUGUUAUGAUCACACCCGAGGAAGUUAUCAAGAGAAGUCUUGAUCCACAGAGUGCUGUAACCAGCCGGGACGGUCUCGCUAAGACAGUCUAUUCUCGACUGUUCGAUUGGUUGGUAGACAAGAUUAAUAAGUCGAUUGGACAAGAUGCCAAUUCUAGAUCUCUAAUUGGAGUUCUGGACAUUUAUGGAUUUGAGAGCUUCAAAACUAACAGUUUUGAACAGUUCUGUAUUAAUUUCACUAAUGAGAAGUUGCAGCAACAUUUCAACCAGGUAGCACGUUUUCAAGAUGGAACAGGAAGAGUACACAAAGAAGCAAUAGAUUGGAGUUACAUUGAAUUUGUGGACAAUCAAGAUGUUCUCGAUCUCAUAGAAAAGAAGCCUGGUGGAAUUGUUGCUCUCCUCGAUGAAGCUUGCAUGUUUCCGAAGUCAACCCAUGAAACAUUUGCAAACAAGCUUUAUCAGACUUUCAAGACCCACAAACGUUCAUCAAACCAAAACUCUCUCGAACAGAUUUCGCUGUUGCCCAUUAUGCUGGAGAAAUUUGUUGGGGCUUCCAAAUGUCCCUUUGUUGUGGGUCUUUUCCCUCCACUUCCGGAAGAAACAUCUAAAUCGUCAAAGUUUUCAUCCAUUGGUUCUCGUUUUAAGAUGCAACUCCAGCAACUGAUGGAAACAUUAAAUUCCACCGAGCCUCAUUACAUCAGAUGUGUGAAGCCUAACAAUCUUCUAAAGCCUGCCAUAUUUGAGAAUGUGAACAUCAUGCAGCAACUGCGAUGUGGUGGUGUUUUAGAGGCGAUUAGAAUUAGUUGCGCAGGGUAUCCAACUCGUAAACCUUUCUUUGAGUUCAUAAACCGUUUUGGACUUCUAUCUCCUGCUGCUUUAGAAGGGAACUUCGAUGAGAAAGUCGCAUGUCAAAAGAUCUUGGACAACAUGGGACUCAAAGGAUACCAGAUUGGUAAAACAAAGAUCUUCUUGAGGGCUGGUCAGAUGGCUGAACUCGACGCUAGAAGGGCUGAGGUGUUAAGUAGUGCUGCGAAAAAAAUUCAGCGACGGAUACGUACUCAUCAAGCUCAGAAACGGUUCAUUGUUCUGAGAAAAGCCACCAUAUCUCUUCAAGCUAUAUGUAGAGGAAGAAUUUCCUGCAAGCUUUACGAAAAUUUGAGACGAGAAGCUGCUGCUAUUCAGGAAGCAAACAAAGGCUGCCACAAUUGUUCAGGCUCAGUGGCGCUGUCACAGAGCAAUCUCAUACUACAAAAGCUUAAAAAUGGAGUAAUCCUAUCUCAGACACGAUGGAGAGGCAGACUUGCUAAGAGAGAACUUAGGAAACUCAAAAUGGCUGCAAGGGAAACGGGAGCACUUAAAGAGGCAAAGGAUAUGCUUGAAAAGAAAGUUGAGGAACUCACAUACCGUGUCCAGUUGGAGAAACGUUUGAGGGGUGACUUAGAAGAAGCAAAGACUCAGGAGAUUACGAACUUCAGAGAACGUGAAGCUGCAAAGAAAGCCGCUGAAGAAGCUCCUCCUGUUAUCAAAGAAACACAAAUCUUAGUUGAAGAUACCAAGAAGAUUGAACUGAUGACAGAGGAACUGGAUAGUGUAAAGGCUACUCUAGAAAACGAGAAACAAAGGGCUGAUGAUGCACUGAAGAAAUUCGAAGAAGCUCAAGAGUCUCUCGAAGACAAAAAGAAGAAACUGGAAGAGACGGAGAAGAAAGGUCAGCAACUCCAAGAAUCCCUGACAAGGAUGGAGGAAAAGUGCAGCAACUUAGAAUCAGAGAAUAAAGUCUUACGGGCAACAGGCUGUAGAGGUUCUGAGAGUGGUCAUCUUGCAGUGGAUGCGAGGUCAAGCUUGGAUCUGCAUAGCCAUUCAAUGAACCAUAGAGAUCCCUCAGAAGUGGAUGACAAACCACAGAAAUCAUUAAAUGAGAAACAGCAAGAAAAUCAAGAACUACUUAUCCGCUGCAUUGUUCAACACUUGGGAUUCCAGGGGAACCGACCAAUCACAGCAUGCCAUGCUAUUGAGGUUGGCUUGAGCUUCCUAGUUUUCAUAGCGCACACUCAAGCUAGUGGUGCAGCUGGGAUGGCUCCGCAGCGCCGCCGUUCAUCUUCUGCCACCCUAUUUGGAAGGAUGAGUCAGAGCUUCCGCGGGGCACCCCAAGCUCAGCAAGCACUGAUCGCCCACUGGCAAGGAAUUGUCAAGAGCCUUACAAAUUUCCUCAAUACUCUAAAAUCAAACAAUGUUCCUUCAUUCUUGGUGCGUAAAGUGUUUACACAGAUAUUCUCAUUCAUCAAUGUUCAGCUGUUUAACAGCCUUUUAUUGAGACGCGAGUGUUGUUCAUUUAGUAAUGGCGAGUACGUCAAAGCUGGCUUGUCUGAAUUAGAACACUGGUGUUUUAAGGCAACAGAUGAGUAUGCGGGUUCUUCGUGGGAUGAGCUUAAGCAUAUCAGACAGGCCAUUGGGUUUCUGGUUAUACAUCAAAAACCAAAGAAAACUCUUGAUGAGAUCAGUCAUGAUCUUUGCCCUGUAAGUGCUAAGCAUACACAGCUAUACAGGAUCAGUACGAUGUACUGGGACGACAAAUACGGCACUCACAGCGUCUCCCCGGACGUUAUAGCAAAUAUGAGGGUGCUAAUGACAGAAGAUUCGAACAAUGCUGUUAGCAACUCAUUCCUUUUGGAUGACGACUCCAGCAUCCCUUUCUCAGUUGAUGAUUUAUCAAAGUCGAUGGAGAAAUUUGAAAUUGCGGAUAUCGAACCGCCACCUUUAAUCCGGGAGAAUUCUGGAUUUAGCUUCUUAUUGCCAGUCUCUGAGUUUAACUACCGGCACAUGGCCAAUACUCUGUCACUGUACAGGACAGUCAAGAGACUUGGAAUACCAGAUGAGAGGAUUAUUCUAAUGCUGGCUGAUGAUAUGGCCUGUAAUGCUAGAAAUGAAUAUCCUGCUCAAGUUUUUAACAAUGAAAACCACAAACUUAACCUGUACGGAGAUAACGUGGAGGUAGAUUAUCGUGGAUAUGAGGUAACAGUUGAAAAUUUCUUACGGGUUUUGACUGGGCGUCAUGAGAAUGCUGUUCCAAGGUCUAAGCGUCUCCUCAGUGAUGAGGGUAGCCAUAUUCUACUGUACAUGACUGGGCAUGGAGGUGAUGAAUUUUUAAAGUUUCAAGAUGCAGAAGAACUCCAGAGCCACGAUUUGGCAGAUGCUGUAAAACAAAUGAAAGAGAAGCGUAGAUUCAAGGAGCUGAUGAUAAUGGUUGAUACUUGCCAAGCUGCCACUCUCUUUAAUCAGCUUCAAUCUCCUGGUGUUUUGGCUAUUGGUAGCAGUCUAAAAGGCGGAGAACUCAUAUUCCCAUCACCUUGAUUCAGAUAUUGGUGUUUCUGUUGUAGAUCGGUUUACAUAUUACACCUCUUGCAUUCUUUGAGAGGCUCAAUAUCUAUGACAAUGGCUUCACUUAACAGUUUAUUUAGGUCCUACGUCCGAGACUGCUAAUGUCUACUGCCUACUACCGGACUGAUCUUUACCAACCACAUCUGGUGGAGGUACCGGUCACAAAUUUCUUCGGUUCAGUUAUGGAGACCAUUCAUACUGAUUCAGCUUACAAAGCCUUCUCAAGUAAAAUCUCCAAUAGUAA
Messenger RNA from Arabidopsis arenosa, 7534 nucleotides. The record is from the annotation of a GenBank genome assembly. Lineage: Eukaryota; Viridiplantae; Streptophyta; Magnoliopsida; Brassicales; Brassicaceae.